AAAUGAAGAUUGAAGGAAUUUGAAGAAAUAGAAAGAAGUCACUAAUUUAUGCCAGACGGCGUCUUUAUUUUCAGAUGCAAUCGUUUAAGUUUUGAGUGGUAAUUGUGAAAGGUUACGUGUUGCCCUUGGAUUUAUAUCCAAGCUAAUUACAGUAAGGAAACAAUAUAUUUAAUAAAAAAUUCAAAUUCAACAUGGGGGACCAACAGUUCUUUCUAAAAUGGAACGAUUUCCAAACGAAUAUGGUGACAUCGUUUAGGCAUUUGCGAGACGAAAAAAGCUUUACGGACGUAACAUUAGCAUGUGAAGGCCAGACUUGUAAAGCUCAUAAAAUGGUUUUAUCUGCGUGUAGUCCAUAUUUCAAAAGUUUAUUAGAGGAGAACCCAUCAAAGCAUCCAAUAAUAAUACUAAAGGAUGUAUCGUACCUGCAUUUGCAAGCAAUACUUGAAUUCAUGUACGCCGGUGAAGUUAACGUGUCGCAGGAACAAUUGCCUGCGUUUCUCAAGACUGCCGCACGCCUUAAGGUGAAAGGCCUAGCCGAGCCCCCACCGCAGAUGCCCAGUAUCAAACGGGAGGGCUAGCCCACGCUCGUACCUAGCACUUAGUGACCUGUAUAGUGCAUAUCAAAUAACUAUACGCUGCUAAGUUGUUGAAAAGCUGGUUAUAUCAUGUGUGUAUAAAAAGCUGAUUUUUUGGUAACUUCUUCAUUUUUUUUUUAAUAAUAUUUAAUGGCCUGGUUAAACUU
Molecule: messenger RNA, 742 nt
Organism: Colias croceus (clouded yellow)
Lineage: Eukaryota; Metazoa; Arthropoda; Insecta; Lepidoptera; Pieridae
Product: longitudinals lacking protein-like
Exons: 5
Coding region: 192-578 (128 amino acids)
Biological process (GO): regulation of transcription by RNA polymerase II
Cellular component (GO): nucleus
Molecular function (GO): protein binding
Source: RefSeq, a predicted model, not a curated record